Stegodyphus dumicola is the source of this 7570-nucleotide messenger RNA. RefSeq lists its product as uncharacterized. Gene Ontology annotation, molecular function: 3'-5'-RNA exonuclease activity. NCBI's taxonomy places the organism in Eukaryota, Metazoa, Arthropoda, Arachnida, Araneae, Eresidae. The record is from RefSeq and is a predicted model, not a curated record.
AGCGUUAAUGGUUGGACGCUGUUCUUGCCUCAAUUGGUGUAGUUUCGUUUUAUCUCGGAACUGCGAUACUUGUGUUUAAAACUUAAUCUUUGACAAUUUCAAAUACUGUUCAGUUACUCUUUCUGAAUAUUGUUGCUGAUAAAAUCCUAGCGUCUGUGUCUGUUGGUCAUCCUAUCCCUGGCUGUAUUGUGAAAAUGGCUUCCUACUGACUUCAAGCUGUAUAUUCGGAACAAGGUGCUUCUCGUAUUUCUCUGAUUGCUGUUUGCUUCAAUUCUGGAGAUUCAUUAUACAUUUCAUAUAAUGAUAAUUCUCAUUAAUUAAAAGCAGAGAAAAGAUAUUUUAUUUUGAAGUAUUGAACUUGAUUAAGUAAAGCCAUGGCUUUAGGUCCAUUUUGUAAAGCUUUGGGGAUUGAUGAAGAAGUUCUUAGUGGUCAGAAGACAAAAACUUGUGAUGUGAAAAGUAUCACUAAUGGAGUUAUGUGGGAAUUGAAGAAGUAUAAAACAGCAAAAAAAUUAUCAUUGAAAGAUAUUGUCGAUUGGCUUAUAAAAAUAUUUCAGAUUCAAUGUGAAAAUUCUGAGGCUGUUCAGGGAGAGUUAAAUGAAAAGUAUGAAAGCUUAUUGAACAUUCGAAAUACAUUGCUGAGAUCUCCAAACCGUUAUCGUGGAGAGAUGGAGAGACUUAUGAAUUGGCCGUUUGACUUGCCUGCAGUAAUGGGAGUUGAGGCUCCACCAGUUUUUGAACCAACUGUGCAGGCUAAUCUUGGUCCAAAAUUGUUGAAAGUAUUAAAAGAAAAAGGUGGGGAUGAUGAUGAUGCUGCUGCUGAGAUAUCAGAUGAUGAUGAUGAGCAAGUUAAGAAGAGAAAAGCAAGAGAGGAGAUUGUUCAGUUAAAAAAAGAUUUGGGUUCCGCUAAGAAAGUGAUUACAUCUUUAAAUGAUAAAAUGUCUGAUCUGAGCAAAAGAUGUCUCAUAUUAAAUGAUUUGAGUAAAUCUUGUGUUUCAGAACGAAGGCGCAUUGAAAAUGAUAUUGCAAAACUUAAGGCUGGAUGGAAUAAUGUUAUGUCUAAUUGGCAUGAUUGUAUGGAACGUUUAAACCAUGUUAAUAAUAAUAAAGGUAAUUAUUUGGAUGUGGGAUAUAUGGUACGGCGCAAUAAAACUAAGCAGGGUAUUUUCGAUGAACUGAAUUUUGAAUUUGAAAAAACACUUGAGGAAUUCAAGUAUAAAGUAAGUUCUUUGAUUGAGAAAGAGAGACGUAAGAAAAAGGUGGCUUCUAGAGAGUAUCGUCAGAAAAGCAAAUCUGACAGAAAGAGAGUGAGACAGGAAAGCGAAGAUACUGAGGAAAAUAAAAAAAUUUGUUUGUCUGAAGAAGCAAAUAAACAAAUUUCUACUAGCAUGAGCAUUGAAGAAUUUAUGAAAUCUGAAAAGGUAGAUGAAUUUAAAGGAGGGAAGUUUAUAAAUGCUUUGAAAGCUGUGUACACAGAAUUGACAUCUAUGCCUGUACCUUGUAAUAAUGUUCAUGAAAUAAUAUUUUCCAUUUUGGAUGAGCUUGAGCCUUUGAAUACUGAAAAAAUCCCUUCACAAUCAUUUGCUGGGAAUAUUUUGAUGGAAGCACGAAUGAUAGCUUCACUAGAAGCAUUCUCUGAUCUUCUCAAAAUGAGCAAAGUUUCAAUUUGCAACGAUGGUGCUUCAAAAUUUUCUUGGAGUGAUACCUGUUAUGUUGUUACUUUGCCUGAUGAAACACAUUUAAAGUUGGGGAUUCGAGAUAUAUCACAGGGCAGUCCAGAUACAUCUUUAAAUUCUCUAAAAGAUAUUAUUGGAGAUAUUGUGAAUGCUAAAGUAGAAGUAAAUGAAGCAUUAGAACCUUUGAUAAAAAUUUUAAGUUCAUUAAUAGAUCAACAUUUCUUGGAGAAAAAAAUUAUUGAAAUACUCUUUCUGUAUAAACAGCAAGUAUUACCUUUGGUGAUAAACAAUUUGGAAACGUUUCCAGAUGCCGUAAAGUCCAAAGUGUUUCUUUUGAAUAACUUUUGCACUGGAUUAUAUUUCUUGCUCGGUUUGGCAAAACUUGCUGAUGUCACUGUUUUAACGUGGGAGAGUUUAUCACUUGGUGGUAGCUCCGCUGAUGUGCCAAAAGAUAAUGAAAAUAAUCAAAUAUUGAGUAAGACUGUACAACAGAUGUAUGCUUUUUGUAGCAAAGUGGAUGCUGAUAGCUCUGAUGAAAUUGGGUCUGAAUUCAGAGCAUUUGUCCAGAAUGAGAAAAAACUUGAUUGCAUACCUGUAGCUCCGUAUAAAAGUAUUUUUAAUACGAUUUUUCAUAAUAGUGCUGGUAUUUGGUUUUAUCAUGAAAUUGGACUGUUGUCAGAAUUUUUUGAAAAAAUUAAAGAAAAGGAAAUAGAAGCAAAUUCACUUGCUGAGUUACUGAAUGAAAAGCAUAGUUAUGCCUUUGCUAGAGCUUUGGGAUUGCUAGGAAAGCUUGUAGCUGUACCUUUGUGGACUGUGUUAGAAGAUGAUGAUGUUGAAAUAGGGUCAAGGUACAGGACUCUGCUGAAUAAUGUAGAAAAUUGGGCAAAAGAUUCUUCUAAAUUCAUGAAAGGACAGGAGCGUCUUUUUGAAGAUGUACCUGUGUCUCAUGAUGCAGUGUAUGUUAGUUUAAUAAAAGAUAAUGAGUCAAGUGAUGCUUCAACAAAAGAAAUUCUUGAAUUAAUGUUUACAGCAUUUGUUCCAUAUAUCAAGUAUUUCUUAUUUGGUAAUGCAGCAUAUGAAAAACUAAAUGAUUCAGCAAUGGAAACUGAUGAUAUUAAAUUGUCAGUUCAUGAAGAUUUUGGUUUGUUUGAUCGAAUAACAAUGAACAUUCACUCAGCUACCAAAUAUGCUUUAGAUGCACUAAUGUUAUAUAGUAAAACACGAAAUGGUGCCUGGCAAGACAAGUUAGGUAGCAAAGACAACAUAAAAGUGUUUGAAUUAAUUGAAAAGGAUUAUGCCAAGCAGUUGAAAACACUCUACAAACGUAAGAUUAAACUGAGUGAAAUUAAAGGGCAAGCUGAAGGUAAAAACUUGGAUGAGUACAGUAAAUGCCAGUUAAUUGAGAAAAAAUAUAAACUCAUUGAUGAUCUUAUGAAAUGGGGUGGUCUGUGGAAAAGUGAAAAAGAAAUUGAUGCUCAAAUAAAAGAAAUGAAGGAAAGUGAUCGGUUGAGUGCUUUUAGAGCACAAAUUCGCUUCCGAAGGCAUAUAUUGGGAGAAGAGCAUAAUAAUGGUUUAUUAGAUUUAGCAUCAGAAGGUGAGUGUUUUAAUGCUGCUAAAUUACAUGAAAACUUAAAAACAAUAUUGAAGAAAGAAUGUGAGAUGACUGAAACUGAUGUCUUUGAGUUAGCAUCUGCUACAGAUGAUGAAAGUAGCAAAGAAAAAAUAUAUGAAUUGUGUAAGAAUGCACAAGAGUUAAAACCUUAUGCAGAACCUGUAAAAAGUACUCUACCAAAGGAAAAUUUCCAUUGGCUUCUUGGUAAACUCAUUAGUCAUAAGUGGAUUUCUGAUCAAGGCGAAGAAAUUGUGACAGGUAUAUGCAUUGCAAAGAAAAAGUUAGGUGGUGUGUAUUCAUACUUUAUUUCUUACAAAGAAAAAGGUGUUUACAGCAUUCCUGAAAGUCGAAUAGCUGAAGAUUUCAGAAAGUUGAAUUUAAAAGUCAUUGAACCAUCAGUGAAUGAUUUGGUUGGUUCUCGCCUUAGUCGUGCUUUCAUUAAAGAUGAUGGUGAUUUAGAGUGGCAUGAUUGUAAAGUUAUUGGUGUUACAAGUCAUGGAUCAGAAUUUGUUGUGGAAUUUGACUUUUAUGGUGGUUGUGAAGAGGUGAAUACUGAUGUCCAAAUUCCUGAAUUAGAAACUUUCACCUUCACCACAAAUUUGUUAGAGGACUAUCGAACGGAUCAUCUUCGAUUGCUGUAAUCGUUUUCCAUUCUUAACUUUCACAUUGGGGAGUUAAGUGCCUAAAAAUAAACCUUCAAAGUGGAUGGAGGUUGGUAUAUUGUGUAAAGAAGCACUGAUUUGUUGCUUUAGUUUUUACUACAAUGUACAGUGUUUUGCUGUUUUAUUAUGCGUCAUCCUAUACCUAUAUCUAGGUGUAUCAUUUGAAACCACUAUCAUAACAUCCUAGACUAAAUGCAUUGUGUAUAAAUGCAUGUUUUAUCAGUUUUAUUGCUUAUGUCAUACUUUUCCAUCUUUGAGGGGAUUUAUUAUGUAUUGUACACUUUUAUAGUUUUUAAUUGUAGUUGUUUCUAUACAGAUUGUGCUGUUAAUUUUGUGUAUUGAUUUAACUACUUUCCAGUGUCCGUUCUUAAGAAAAAUGUUCAUUGGAUGAAAACCUCAAUUUUGAUCUAGAUUUCAUUUUAUAUAUGGAAUCUUCCUUCUAUGUAAACUAGUCUUUUUUCCUUAUAUUAGUAAAUUGUUUUUAGGUGACUGAUAAAUUGGACAUUGCUUUUCCUGUUUAAAAGUUUACUCUCGUGUAUUUAUAGAACUGUUCCAGGUUAAAUUAUAAUUUUUUGGAGAAAUUUCCAUAAUAAGGGUAAAAAGACAAUUUGGUGCCGUUUUCAUUCUGCAUUGUCAUUACAUUAUUUUUAAAUAAUAAAAUUGGCUUUGGUGUCUUCCUCCCGCUUUUGGGGAGAGAUUAUUUGAAAUGUGUUUAUUCUUAAUUUAAAUUGUGAUUCAAAUUCACUGUUCACAUAAACACAUUGUUUGAAGUUCCCUUUUCAUUAAUUUUAAAUGUUUUUUUCAUUCUUUUAUGUGUGAACAAAUUUAAUUUUUACAGAAGAUGGCUGUAAAAAAUUUUAAGUUUCUAAUGCCUUAAAAUUCUUUUCCCGAAUAUAGAAUUAGCUUAUAGUUUCAAAAAUUAAAUAUCAUUAACCCAAAACAUUUAAAUUUACUUUGAAGGCUAUAUAAAAAUGAAAACAGUUUUAUGUAUUUUAAACAAAUAAUAAGCUGUUUUUUUUUUUUUUUUUUAAUGCUUUUGACUGGAAAUUGGCUCUAAAUUACUACCAUUAUGGAAAUUGUGUCUUUUAACUAUAAGUAACUAGUCAGUCUUUCAUUUAAAAAAAAAAAAAAAAAAACUUAAAAACUGUGACAGCAUUUAUGCAUGCUAUUUUAAUCAUUUUAUUCUACCUUUUGAAAAUUUCAAGUAAUUGCAUUUAAAUGAAAUGAGUUGAGUUUAUCUGAGGUAAUUUUAUGAAGCUAUAGAUUGUUGUAAAAUAGCAAUAAUGAUUCAGUUUCUAAAGGUAUAUUUAUUGCCUUUUUACUCUUAUAUGAAACUACUCAUUUUAACAAUUUAACUUUUAUCAAAAAGAAAAUUUACAUUAUGUGUUCAUGGAUAAAAGAAACUGUGCCCAUGUUUGACUAAGUGGUCAGUUUUUUAACUUUUGUAAUAAAAGUAUGUGUUUUUAAAGUUGCAUAAUGUAUUCGGUGAAGUGAUAAAUUUUCAUUAUAUUUUAAUGAAUAAAAUUAGUGCAGUGUUUUACUGGGGUGGACUAAAAACUUUUUUGAAUGUGGUAAGAAAUAAUUAUAUGAGAAAUUUGUCUGGUACAUAUAAAUUAUUACUGCUGAUGUAGUUCAGCAUCUCUUCGUAUCUGACUUGGAACUUUGUUGGAUGUCAACCUUUUGACAUUGAUAAAAACAAGUAUCUAUAUUUUAUUCCCAUGAUCUACUUAGCUCCCAUGCUUCUAUUCACGGGUUUAAAAAAGCCAUUAAUUUUGUGAAUUAAAUGCUUUUAAGAUUAAUCUGUGUGAAUUUAUGAGAUUGCAAAAGUAAUUACUUUCCAUUUUCUGUUUAUCUGUUAUGCAGAAUCAUUCCAAAAUGGGAUGUUUCACUAAUGAUUUCUGUAUAAUGGAGCUACUAUUUCUAAAGAUCACUGCUAUUUCUAAAGAUCUGUGCAUAUUUUAUUUAUAACAAGUGAAUAAAAACAGCAAAUACUGCCUUCAUUAUGAAGCAAGAAUUAAUUUAAAAUAUUGUUUAAAGUUUUGGAGGCAAAGUUUUUAAUUAUUGUCAAUAAAUUGGCCAUACUUAAGAAGUUUUAUAGUAUAGUAAGUGUGCUCUUUUGCUGCAUUUGUGGAUAUUGUCAAAAAGCGCUGAAGAUUCUCUUUAAGUGUAUAUUUCUGUGAAGUUCCGAAGGAUUCUGCAGAAGCUUCUCCUGGGCUUAUAUAAAGUCCUUCAGCAUUUCUAACUAAUAAAGCAAUAAAAAUAAAAAUUUGGAUCUUUGAAUCUUUAUUCAGAUAAGUAGUGUAGGUAAAAAAUGUGAAAUGUCUAAUCCACUGUGCUUUUAAGGGAUUUGUUAAUGCAUCUGAUGAUCUAGAUAAGGCAGUCAUUUCUGUUUCAGAGUCACAAAUCUGUUUUAUUGUUUUGUUUCAUUAUUUUCCAUUAUUUUUAUCAGAUAAAGAAUUACCAAGUAGAAAUUAAAGCUUCAUUUUUGUUAAAUGGAAGCAUUUUUCAAACAAUUUAAUGACUUUUUCUCAAAGCACGGAUUUUUAAACUUCAUGUUUUAAGUUGUUUUGUUUCUCUCCUCUUCUUUUUUUUUUCCCCCCUAAGAUCGACACAUUAUUUGAAGGGAAACUGAUGCAUAGUCUAUUGGAACAUUUGAUAAUUACUGUGUUUAUUCAUAGCAUGAAUUUUUGUAAACCAUGUGCAUUUCAAGUAUUUAAACUUGUUUUUCUUGGAGUAACAUCUUUAUAUGUUGUGAUGACAUUUGGUCAUACAUUAAAUGCAAAUAAAUAGUUUGUGUUCGAUUCCCCCCAACUGUUAAAAUGAACUGAGGUGAAGCAGCAUUAAAUAAAAUGUAAGCAUGCAGGUAAUUUUAGAUACCUGUCACAUUUUAAAUUGUAAUUCAACGAAAACAAUUUUUAGCUCGUUAAAUAUUCGAAUAUUGCAUAUAAUUUUGUUGAAAUGUUUUGUUAGAAAUGUAGCUGAAAUAAAUUGUGGACCAGUGCAUAUACCUUAAAAAUGCUACUAAGUAAAAAAUAUAAAAGUAAGAAAUGUUACCGCUUGUAGCCCAAUAAAUACUCAAAAGAAACUAAUGUUGUAUAUUGCAUUGGGAUCUUAAUGUACAAAAACACCCACUGUUGAAAUCAUACAGUAUGUUUUAAUUGGGGUUAGUGUAAUUGCUUUUAAAAGGCCCCUGCCUCUUCCAAACUAGAACUUCAGGUAAUGAGUGCAAUUUUUCAUUUUAUAAAUGUAUGAUUUCGACCUUGAUUGUGCAAUAAAAGGUGAUGAUAAAAUCUCUUAAGUUUUAAAAAAUCAAAAUUGCAUAUAAUAGUAGCACUAGUAUAUCGUGCUAAUUCUAACAUGUUGAAUUGCAAUGUAACUUUAUGGGCCCUGGUCUUUGGAAUUAGUAAGAAAAUUCUUUUUAUGAUGUUUAAAGCGGAAUUCCUUUAUUUGAUAAAAUGCAUGAAAGAAUUUUGAAAUUAAUAAAAUUAAAUUAUAUGUAGUUAUAUGCUUUGUGUCUUGGUAAGUGGUCCAUUCAGUUAUGUAAUGUAUAAACCACUGUCAAUUGUGUGAAUCCGAGAAUUGUCUUUGGAAUAAAAUAAAAUCUUUUUGUUAUUUUUAAA